AUUUUACUGACGUUAGGUUCACUAAGCCGCCAUUCAGGUUCGCGCGUUUUAUCAUCUGCUCAGGGAACUGAAGAAGAAAGUCUGCAAUAAAGUACAUUCGUUCAAACCUUUGUCUGAAAUAUGGCAAAAGUAAAUGUUUUGAAUGUUAAUGUAUUGGACAACCCAUCGCCAUUCGUGAACCCGUUUCAAUUUGAGAUAACAUUUGAGUGCAUUGAAGAUUUACCUGAAGAUUUAGAAUGGAAAUUAAUAUAUGUUGGUUCAGCUGAAACAGAGGAACAUGAUCAAGUUUUAGAAACAGUUUUUGUUGGUCCUGUUCCAGGAGGACGACACAUGUUUGUAUUUCAGGCUGAUCCCCCAGAUAUAACUAAAAUACCAGUAGAUGAUGUUAUUGGUGUGACUAUUAUAUUAUUAACGUGUUGCUACAGAUCAAAAGAGUUUAUCCGUGUCGGAUACUAUGUAAAUAAUGAAUAUGAUGAUCCCGAAUUGAAAGAAAAUCCUCCUACCUCAGUUAUAUAUGAAAAGUUACAAAGAAACAUCUUAAACAAACCAAGGGUAACGAAGUUUAAAAUCGACUGGGAUGAUAAUACAGCUACUGUUGCUACUGGGGAAAAUGGUGAAAACGUACCGCCAGUUGGAAAUAUAGAAAAUAUGGAGACAACGUCCAAUCAGAUGUGUGAACCUGCUUGUGCUCCACUUGGUGGUGCAAAUAACUUUCAGGAGAACAGUAAUAGCAUCAGUAUGGACACGUCUGUGAAAGCAAUGUAACUGAUGUUAUAUAGAUGCGUGAUGACAAGGUUUUUAUACGUGUGACUGUAUUCAUCAAUAUACAGUGGAAUAAUUUCCUGUAUUCUUCAAUACAGGAUGGAAUAAUUUCAGCUAAAUAGUGCUAUAAUAAAUGGGUCAUAUUUAAAUUAUAAUACUGCAGCAUAUUGAAAACAGACAGAUUGCAUUCAAUGCUGUUCGAUUACAUUCAAUGGUGUCAGAUUGCAUCAGUAUAAAAGCCUGUGCUCUGUCCGACAUUUGAGAAUCAAAAUCCAACAAAUUGAGAAAACAAACCAGAUGUGAGAGUCUAAUUAUUUUGUGAAGAGGCAGUUCGAACAUUGGGAUUUCAUUUCAAGUAUUUGACUUAAAAUUCAGAAGAAAGCAUCUUAAAUAGUAAUGUAAUGAAAUGGGAUUUAACGUCCCACGGUUCUGCUCCAACUGGGCUAAUGAAGACGGGACACGUCUUAAAUCUAAUAUACAAUUAUCCUGCCUCCUCUUACACCAGCAAAUAAGUCAAAUUUGUUUCCAUAUAGAUUUGUAAUUUGUAAAAAGCACAACUAUUAUAUAAUAGGUUGAUGUGUGUAGAAAGACUUGUAAAGAUAUCUGGAACGGUUUGUGGAGAACCAUCUGGAAACAAAAACCAUAAUUGAUGGAGUUCAUUUCAAGGAUUUGCGCGGGAUAAUAAUGAAAUAUAUAAAAAAAUAUUUUUUGGAAUGACACUGUUAAAUUUUGUUUAGCAUACACGAAUAUACGUUCAUGUAAUUACAAACGACGCACAAUACAAAUAUUAACAAAUAAAAGUUAUAUACAACCAAAAAUAAUGAUCUCAACUUCGUGACAGUACGUAGGUUUGAUGGCCGAAUGGUUAUCAUACGAUCUGUCAUUGAAACAACUGGCAGAGUUUUUGAUUCCAUGGUUGUAUGUGACAAGGAGUAGGGUCGCCUGUCCAACCUUGUGGGUUUUCUACGGGUUCUCCAGUUUCCUCCCACUGCUAAAGACCCCCUAUGCGGAAGUGAAUUAUUGAAAUAAACACUAACCAUAUGUUAGUCCCGAAAUGACCUAGUUUGUGUCGAGUGGACGGGAAAACCCCAUUUCAGUUCUUUCUUGACAGUACCCUGAUCAGUUUAAUAAUUGGUUUUCCAAGAAAAUUAUCCAUUGUAGAUAUUCAUCUAGACUAUUUUUGAUAACAAUAAAUUAAAACUCAUUUUAUGUAUAAUUUGUAAAGAAAAUACAUUGUGUGGUUUACGUUAAGGUGUAAAUUAAUUUGGCUUGAAAUAUACAUGUAAAUGUAUUAUAUCCAGAAAAUUAAAAUGACAUGUACAUGUACCCUAAAGCUGGUGUAAUCAUCUGCAUUUUUAGAUAAUCAGUCAUUGUUAUCUAGGAGAAUGAUCACUCUUAAGCACCUGCCGGGCACCUGAAGGUCGACCAAGGGGAGUGGUUUCUCCCUCCCCUUAAAAUUGAAAAUCGCUCUCCUAUACAAAGUCAUGCAGGGUUUAUUAUUUUAUGAAAUCAGGAAUGACCCCUUACAUUGCCGUUAUUGAUCUUCAGAACCAUACCCAUACACACAAGUAAUCACUCUUCUUAAUUUCUAAAUCAUUCUUAUCGAAACAGGGAGUGAUUUUUUUAAGGGGGAGACUUUUGAUUAAGUGGAGCUUUUGUCGGUUCUCCUAAAAUACAAACGACGGGAUAUUAUCUAUUUUUGGAUAAUAAUUUUUUUUCUUGGCUUAAAAACUACACCACUUGAUAGUUACACAUUAAAGGUAGCAAGUCUUUAACUCAAUAUCAUCCACAGUCUUCGACAUUGUAAACACGUCGUAUUGGUCAAUUUAAAUCAACAUUUAUCUUAUGAUCAUACCUUGAAAAAAUGGGCUUUUGAUAUACAUAUACAUGUACAAUAUUUAAGACAAAAUAAAAAAAGUCUUGAAAUAACCCUAGUUUUCAAUCGCCAUUUGUAAUGAAGCGACUCGAUGAAUGAGGCUAAACAUUUCCCACAGGAGAAUACUGCCGACUGACAUUCAAUUUGGACUGAUUUGAAAUUAGAGUAAAAAUAGAAACGAUCGAAUGUAAAUCAGUUUAUAUACAUUCAUAUUACAUGAUUAUACAUGUAUGUGUUGCAACCCAUUUGUGUCCAUUUCUAGGUGCCAGGUAACUCCCCUUACAUCCCACUUCUACUCGUUGCCACUGGUAACCUUUGAUAAAACUGUCCUGUUUAAUCGCAAUACAUGCUUAAAAGUAUCCGUGUAUCAGUAAUGUACAGAAAGAGUACUGUUCAUUUCUGAUACACGUGUAUCAGUAAUGUACAGAAAGAGUACUGUUCAUUUCUGAUACACGGAUACUUUUAAACCGUUUUAGAUACCUAUCAAGCAAUCAGUAGCGGACGUUUAGUCCGAUCCAGAUCCGAUCCAGAUCGCAAAUGAAGAGGAUGGCUCUAACCAAUGUACAUGAAACAACUAUUCAAAAUCAUAGUAACAAAACAAAAUGGGGGGAACUACAUGGCAGUUCAAAAACAUAUACAAUGACAUUAAAUUAACAUAACAACAUAUUACAAAAAUCAAUUAUUAUACAUAUUAAUUGGCAUCUAUUUUAUAAUUUGGUUUGAUUUAUAUUAAUAUGCAAAAUAUAUAUAUUAGAAUAUUGAAUAAUUAUUUUAAUUAAUUGUGAUGAUAGAAGGCGCAGUUCUCUUGCUGGACACUUCACAGGCAUUGAUAAUAAGCAGGAUGAAAAAAACGCCUAGAAAGUCAUAAACUUUAUUACAAAUAAAUUUCAACGGAAGAACCAUCCGCCGAUGCAUACUUUCACCAGGAAUGACCCACGUUUCGCAUUUCCUUUACACUACAUUUAAUAAUAUCACAGUCCUCUACGCCAUAGAUAAGAUGUUUUGAAGGUGUGGUCUAAACAAACACGUGAUUGUUUUACGCUCAGAGUAUCAUAGCAAGACGCACGUGUAAAUACUACUCAGGUCGUCUCUCCACAGCGAAAUCAUUCUACCAUGAAAUGUAACGUGAGGCUCAGAAAGGGAUAAAUAAUGAAAGAGCAGAAAGUAUUUGUCACUUUUCGGUUGAAACGACUCGAUGAUAAAUACUAUUUUUCACAUGUUGGUUCACAAUACUCGAUAGAAAUGUGAUGUAAGUAACUUAUUAGCACCUUUCCUCGGUGUAUCGGUGAAUAUCAGGACAGUUUUGGUCGGGGGCCGCCUCGGCUGGGCCCCUCGACUAAAACUGUCCUGAUAUUCACCGAUACACCGAGGAAAGGGUGCUAAUAACUACUACUUACAUGUAUUUAUGAAAUGUUUCUCCUUGUCCGAACUGGAGUUUAUUUUUUAGGAGUUUGAUUUUUGGAAAUUAAGAACUCGUAACUGAUUGAAUGAAGACAAGAAAUGAAACAAUAUUUGCUCAAAUAGUUCAGGAGAUUGUAAAUGUACAUAUAUGUAAUUAAUUGUACUAGAAUUAAAUGUUGAAACAACCAAGUUUUACAUUAUCAGAAAAGAAUACUUUGUACACCUUAAAGCAGAAGAAUCAGUAAAAUAUUAUGCAAUUAGAAUGCUAAGAUAAUGUUUCGUGUAAAAUUAUACAUGUUUACUUAAAGGACAUUAAUGUUGUUUGUCAUCUAAUAUGACCGGAUGAAAACCCUUGUUAAACAUACAGUACGCAUGAGCUAAAUAUGCCUAUUGUAGGUAUUUCUUUAGGCCUGAAAUGUUAUCUAAAUUAUUAAUUAGGUAUUAAUUAACAUGAAAAGACCAUAAUCAACUCUCAAUGCCAUCUUAUGUGUCCGAUUUGAAUCCGAUUUUAUCGUACUGACUUUAGUAAUGAUGAUUGAGACUAGGCCUAAAAUUCAUUCGCUAACAUCUUGGUUCAGAGUGUAUCAAUUUGACUGAAAUUUUCAGCAAAUUUGCUUUACAUUAUCUAGUUUUUAACUAUUAUAGUGAGAACUACAUGUACAUGUACCAGCUCUUUAUCUAAUAUCCCAUAAUGCCCCUUUAAAUCGUGUCGUGUUUUUGUGUUGUGCUUAAUCACUAAAUGCCAGUUCGGAUUAGAUUCUAGACAUGCGCAUGUUUUUGUUAUUGUCUCCAUGUUAAAUGCAUUUUUCAGAAAAUGUUAAAAAAAAAGUUCUUUUCGCUGACAUUAAAAUGUAGUUAAAUUGAUUAUUUUAACAUUUAAUUAUGAAAAUAAAAUCAUUAUCCAUGGUAAAUCAUCUCCCGGCUUUGAUUGAAUCAAAUUAAAAAAAAAAAAUAAACAUCCCUUGAAAAGAUUCAGCUCUGGCUGACUAUAUGCUGUUUAUAUUGUCUGUAAUGGAUACCAAGUGUUGACAGAUUUUCAAUUGCUCAUAUUAACUUUGUAAAUAAGGAACAAUGUUGUACAAUUUAUGGAUACAUAAUUACUGAGUUUAAUACUAAGCGACGUUUCGCAAGGAUACUCCCCCUCAAUUUUAUUGAUACACAAUUACUGAGUUUAAUACUAAGCGACAUUUCGAGGAGGAUACUCUCAUCUUUAUCAAGCAUCGUCGACGAAAUGUCGCUUAGUAUUAAACUCAGUAAUUGUGUAUCAAUAAAAUUGAGGGGGAGUAUCCUUGCGAAACGUCGCUUAGUAUUAAACUCAGUAAUUGUGUAUCAAUAAAAUUGAGGGGGAGUAUCCUUGCGAAAUGUCGCUUAGUAUUAAACUCAGUAAUUGUGUAUCCAUAAAAUUGUACCUUGUGUUAAUAUGUUCAAUUACUAAAUGCCAAUCAAAAGAAAACAAUAUUGCAGUUUGUGGAUUUAAAAUCCCUCGAAUGUUGAUCAGAAACUUUAAAGGUUCAUUAUCCUCUUAAUAAUAAUACAAAUUAUUUUAUUAUUUUAUGCAACUGUUUGUUUAUAUUAUUGGUAAAAUAUUUAAUCCAUAAAUAAAACAUUUAUUACAGUU
This is a messenger RNA of Patella vulgata (common limpet), 5657 nucleotides long. Its product is annotated as histone chaperone asf1b-B. Gene Ontology annotation, biological process: DNA replication-dependent chromatin assembly. The transcript has 4 exons. The record is from RefSeq and is a predicted model, not a curated record. Gene Ontology annotation, molecular function: histone binding. The coding region runs from base 121 to 765 and encodes 214 amino acids. NCBI's taxonomy places the organism in Eukaryota, Metazoa, Mollusca, Gastropoda, Patellidae. Gene Ontology annotation, cellular component: nucleus.